AUCAUUGUAUGAAUUGGGUUACAGUUUAAGCUCCUCCUUUGUGUAUCUUUUUCCAAUAUUAUUAUUCUUUGCUCUUCACGUUAUUGUUAUUUUUUUGAAAAAUUGAUUAUUGAUUAGAAAGUUAUAAGAUUUUACGAAUGAUGAAUUCGACAACAACAACAACAACAAUGGCAAAUGAUUCAAAAAUUACAUCGUUUUCAAAUAAGUUACUUCAAAUGAUAAACGAUGAUGAGAUUAUGAAACGAAAAUUAAUGGUCGAUGGUGAUGGUAUUGGUGAUGACCGAAAAAUCUCUAAUUUAAUCAAACAAUUCAUAUUAUGGUGCUACAAUGAUAAUGAAUCCGAAUUGGAAAGUGAAUUGUCUGCCGAACGUUUAUUGAAUGUAAUUGAUCAGUCAGAAUUGGCUAUGGCUAAAUCGGUUCAAACAAUAAAAAUGAUUACACAUGAACUUGAUAAUUAUGAAAAUACUUAUAAAAAUAUUGAAAAAGCCAUUGCAGAUGCACGUGCAAAAUUAUCUACAUGUAAAGCUGAAUUAGCUCAUGCUAAACAGAUUCGCCGUUAUAAACUUGAUUAUGAUGCCAUUGCCAAUAUAAUUGAACAACAUCCUAGUACGCAGGAAACACAAAUCAAAUUGAAUGUAUUGGAAAAUGAAAUACAAACAUUGCAAAAGAUUAAUAAUCAAAUUGAAUCAAAAUUGGAGAAAAGACGUCGCCAGUUUCAGUUACUGUUAUCGGCAUCACAUCAGCUGCAAAGUGUUUUGGAUGAAGAAAACACCGCAACAACUACUACGGAUCAUCAAACCUCAUCAUGUUUGGUUGAUAAUAAUAAUGAUCUAAUGACUAUUCCACCACGUACACUGGAUAAUGACAAUAAUCUGGAAUCAUCAUCAUCAUCGACAAAGGAAGCUUCACCAAUUUCUAUGGAAACGAAUUGAUAUUCUUAUUCUUAUAUAUAGCAACUAUUUAUCUUUCUUUCUUUAUUUCGAUUUUUUCCUGUUUAAAAGUUUUUUCCCAAAUUCACUUGAUUUGAUUUUCAAAAAUCUAUAUCAUUCACUUGUGUUCUAUUUCAAUUAAAUGAAUUUAACAAAAAAAAAAAAAAAAAAAAAUUUCUGUGUUUUAUAAACGAUG
Molecule: messenger RNA, 1125 nt
Organism: Dermatophagoides farinae (American house dust mite)
Lineage: Eukaryota; Metazoa; Arthropoda; Arachnida; Sarcoptiformes; Pyroglyphidae
Gene: thoc7
Product: THO complex subunit 7
Biological process (GO): mRNA processing; mRNA export from nucleus
Cellular component (GO): THO complex part of transcription export complex
Source: RefSeq, a predicted model, not a curated record